Molecule: messenger RNA, 2651 nt
Organism: Benincasa hispida (wax gourd)
Lineage: Eukaryota; Viridiplantae; Streptophyta; Magnoliopsida; Cucurbitales; Cucurbitaceae
Product: E3 ubiquitin-protein ligase DA2L-like
Cellular component (GO): cytoplasm
Source: RefSeq, a predicted model, not a curated record
CACCGCCCGUUCUUUGCUUCAUUCAAUCCUCAUCCAAUUCUCCUCAAUUUUUUCCAUCAAUAUUAAAUUUUCCCUAUCAGAUUUCGAACAUCAAAUCCAAAAUAAAACAAACCCAUUUUUUCUCUUUUCUUUUUUUGUAUUUAAUUUUAUCCAAUUUCCCCAUUUUUUGCUUCUUCUCGUUGUACGAAUUUGCAAAAGCGGAAGCUUAUUAAGACAGAAGAAAACCCAUUUUAGUCUCUUUCUCUCUCUCUUUCUCUUUCUCUCGCGCGCUCUCAGAGAAGAACCUUCUGAUCGUGUUCCUCUUCUUGGUAGCAAACCAAAUCUUUCUGUCUUCAUUCUCUUCUCUUACGCAGGCUAUCUCUCUAUCUCCACUCCGCAUUUUGUCUUCUUUACUCUCUCUUUUCCAAUUCCCAGGGAAGUGCGUGUAGUGAACUGGGUCGGGUUGUUUUUCUUGUUUGUCUUUCUCUUUCGAUCGGAAUUGGUCUUCGCCUCUUAAAGUUGUGGUGGAUUUUAGCUCACAAUGCUUCUGUGCGAAGAACUUAGGGGCUUGAUUUUGUUCGGUUGAGCGUUCAAACCCAGAGAUGCAUAUGUUUCUUCAACUGGUGGUACUAUGGUAAAACAGGAUUGUGACCAUUUCAAUUUGCCACGGAUAUCACGGAACGGCACAGAAAAGUAUCAGAUGGCUAGUGUAUUAUAUCAUGAGGAUAGUUUAUAAUUUCAAGUUAUUACAUGUUAAAACAAGGAACUAGUAUAACUCAUGCGGUUCCUUGUUUAUAGAAGUAAUCGUUAGAGAGUUUUUGCUGAUGCUGCUGUCAGCUUAUUUCCGCUCAAGAACUUGAACAAUAAUUGAAUUCAAAUAAAUUCUUAUUACAUGGGUAAUAAGCUUGGAAGGAGGAGACAAAUGGUUGAUGAGAAGUACACAAGGCCCCAGGGGCUUUACAACCAUAAAGAAGUGGAUCAUAAGAAACUUAGGAAACUCAUACUUGAAUCAAAGCUUGCGCCAUGUUAUCCUGGAGAUGAAGAAUCUGCCUCUGAUCUUGAAGAAUGCCCUAUAUGCUUUCUGUAUUAUCCGAGUCUCAAUCGAUCAAGAUGUUGCAUGAAAAGCAUUUGUACAGAGUGUUUUCUACAGAUGAAAGUUCCAAAUUCUACCCGGCCUACACAAUGUCCUUUUUGCAAAACCUCAAAUUAUGCUGUGGAGUAUAGAGGUGUGAAAUCAAAAGAAGAGAAGAGCUUGGAGCAAAUUGAAGAACAGCGUGUUAUAGAAGCAAAGAUUAGAAUACGGCAGCAGGAACUUCAGGAUGAUGAGGAAAGAAUGCAGAAAAGACAUGAAUUAAGUACCUCUAAUGCUGAUACCACUGUGGAAGAUGGUGAAGACAGCCCUGCAGCUGUUCCAUCUUCUCAAUCUCCUGCCGAAGAUGAGGAAAUAGUUGGCUUGCAAGAUUCUUGUAUGACCCAAGUCAGACCGCCACCACCUCCUAUUCCUAUUAGAAGCAACAGAAAUUUCAGGGAUGAUGAAUUUGACCUGGAUCUUGAGGACAUAAUGGUCAUGGAAGCAAUCUGGCUCUCAAUUCAGGAGAAAGGAAGGCAUAAAGAUCCUGUUUACCCUGAGGCUGCUUCUUCUGAUCAAUAUGCAACAGAAGGUCGAUAUGUCUCUCCAGCCACCAUUCCAUUGGCUGGAACAUCAUCAUCCCCGUCUGGAGGUCUUGCUUGUGCCAUAGCUGCUCUUGCAGAGCAGCAGCAGAUUGGCAGGGGGCCAUCAUCCACUUGCAUAAAUGGAGAUUCGCCUGUCUUCAACAUGCUUCCUGGAGCCACGGAAUUCUACAACAGGAUGAACAACAAUGUAGAAAACUAUCCACCUGCCCAAGUCUCGAUCAGUGCAGAAAAUUAUGCACCUGCACAAGUUUCAACAAUCGAUGCAGUACCAGACUGUAGGAUGAUCUUGACCAGAAAUGGAGAGUGGAAUCUAGACCAUCAAUCAGAAGAAGCUGAAGCUGGGACAAGCUACCCAACGUCAGACUCGACCGAAGAUAAUGGUACUGAAUGUGCUUUACCUACAGCUAAUGCAAUGGAUGGUGGAAACCAAGCAACAAUGCCCAUCAUUCCUCAAAAUUUUGAAGAGCAGAUGAUGCUGGCCAUGGCUGUUUCUCUAGCAGAGGCUCGAGAAGUGUCUAUUGGACCGGGGCAUUCCUGGCAGGAAUGAUUGUGUGAUCAUAUCUGAACUGGAAGAUUCGAUUGUAGUCAACAUGAAUAUAACUGGCAGAACGUCGGUUGGCUGAACCGAGCUGCGAGCUAGGGAAUGCAGACAAGGAGUGGCAUAAUGUUUGUUUGUUGAAAGGUGAAGGUGGCAACUCCUCUUCCCCCAGCCCCUCGGGUGAAAAAAAAAAAGGGAAUACAAAUUCUUUUAGUGAAUUUAAAAAUUUGGUGGUUCAUUCAAGUUCAUGGUUGGCAAUAUUUCUUUCUUUCUUUCUUUUUUUUUCCACCUUUUUUCAAUAUAAAAAUGAUUGAAAUCUUGUUUGAGGUUGUGGAAGGCAGUUUAUGGUGUUUUUCUAGUGCACUCUGUAAUGUAUGGGUCUUAUAUGUAAAGUAUUUUUCUCCCUCCAAUGUUCCUUAUUAAACUUUCUUCAAAAUAAUAUGUUGUCAACUUAUCAUAA